GUUGAGAACUUUCCGUGCUGUCGUCCUACUUGUAUCUGUUUAAGACACAACAUAAAGGUUUUCUAAUAUUUCUCUCUAAGUGAUAAUCUUCAUGUUGAAAGUUCUUGCUCUCCUACCUGCGUCUAGUCUGCCAGAAAUUAAAAGAAGAAGAGGAAGAACGAACUCUGUCAGCAAUUAAUGGGAUACAUCACCAUGUUCAGAGCACAUGUGAUUGAGACAAAAAUACGGCAGUUUGUACUAAUGAAGAUGGUGCCAUGUGUCAGCGCACACAGGUACAUGGCAUGUUUGCAGCAAACUCUGGGUGGAGCUAAGUGGAUGAGCAGCACCAGACCAGCCCCGCGACUGACAGCCACGCCUGUUCGUGCCCUCAUCGAUGAACAGAUCAGCAUUAAAGGAUCCUUCCUACCGCCGCACUGUCCCGUCACUGUGUGUGCUCGAAUGCACUGUGAGGAUGGUGACCUGUGGGAGUCAUAUGCCCAUUUUAAGACAAAUGCAGAUGGCACUGUCAACUUGACCAGGGAUCAUUCAAUUGGGGGUACUUAUUUGGGCUGUGAGCCAAUGGGACUUUUCUGGAGUCUGCAGUCAGCUCCUGGAGCAAGAGAAGGAUUGAGGCUGAGGAAGAAAAAUGUAGAGGUUCCAUACGUGGUGCUUUUGUCCUUACUGGAGGGCCAUGUUUCUCCCAGUGUGAGUCAGGGCACUGAGCUGGCUGCAGUAACUGCAGAGCGCUCAUACAUGGCACCAGGCGUACAGAGAAUAGAGAUUCGGAAGAACAGUGUCAUAGGAACAUUGUUUUUACCACCUGGCCCAGGCCCAUUUCCCGCCAUGCUGGACCUGUGGGGGAUGGGUGGCGGGCUGGUGGAGUAUCGCUCUGCCAUGUUUGCAUCCAAAGGCUAUGCUAGCCUGUCCCUGGCCUACUUUGGGCACAAAGACUUGCCCGGCCCACAAAACCGAGUAAAUGUUGGUGAUUCUUAUUUCAAGGCUGCAUUCCAACUACUUCAAGACCAUCAUAAGGUCUGUGCUGACAAAGUUGGCGUCAUUGGACUCUCCUUUGGAGUCUAUGUCACUCUUCGAAUUGCAACCCGAACUGGUGUCAAACCAUCUUGUUUGAUUUGUAUUAACGGCCCAGUAGGAAGCUCCCUCAGUCUUCCAGAUGGAGAUGGUGUAACUGAAGACUUAGAAGAUAACACAUUGUCUUGGACGUAUGAUGAUCAAGGCCGUGUGACUUUCAAAGUUGUCUCCUUGCCUGCCUUAUUGUUACCUGAGAACAAAGUGAAGGUAGAAGAUAUUGAAUGUCCGUUGAUGUACAUAGAGGGUAAAGAUGACCAGAACUCUGCAAGCAAAGAGAACGCAGACAUGAUUGAGGAGACCCUGAAAGCUGCGGGCAAGUCCCACCUGUUCACCCGCUUAUCAUACCCCGGUGCCGGUCACCUGAUUGAGCCACCCUACGCACCAAAUGCAAGAAUGUCGCUGUGGAGGGUCAAACCAGAAAAACUGUUUGUCCAAUGGGGAGGUCACCCUGCACCCCAUGCUGCUGCACAAGAGGAUUCCUGGAAGAAGAUGCUGGCUUUUAUGGAAAAUCAUUUGAGAUAGAAAAUCAUAGUGAACGUGACAUGAAAAGCUGAAUUUAUCCAAAGUUACUAAUUGUAUCUCCACAAGGGGGUGCUGUUUGGUAACCAUCAGAAAGAUUGUAAGCCCAGACUAAUGGGGCAGCGUAACGUUUCUGCGCUUCCACUUCACCUGAUCCAACCUCACUCCCACCCCAUCCCAUGUUCUGCCUUUACUGUUAGCCUCCUAGCUUGUAUGACUAUCCAAUAACAUCAAAUAAAAAACAUGGUGAAUAAUCAAAUCAAUUAAAAAGAGAUAGAGGUUAUAAACUAGUCAACCAGCAUCUCCAUAAGAGAAGAAAUUAAAGUCACCUUAGUGGAAGAUCACAACCUUUGUUCUGUUGGAUGCAAACAGAGUUGUUACAAUUCACAGAUGAAUGAAAACUUUUGUUAUAUUGUAUUUUGUAUGGGUGACACUUUGUCUAUAUGGUAAAUGUAUUUAGAAACACUUUACAAGAGACCUACUUCAGCCACUUUAUUGAAAUCAUCCUUACAACAAUCGGUACUUAUAUGUGGUUCUUGAUGUGCUUUUAUCACUUGUACAUAUUAUUUGUACGUCAUAAACUUUUUUUUUUCUACUCAAUGAUGAAAUAAA
Messenger RNA from Notolabrus celidotus (New Zealand spotty), 2199 nucleotides. RefSeq names its product bile acid-CoA:amino acid N-acyltransferase-like. Lineage: Eukaryota; Metazoa; Chordata; Actinopteri; Labriformes; Labridae. Gene Ontology annotation, molecular function: fatty acyl-CoA hydrolase activity. The transcript is spliced from 13 exons. The record is from RefSeq and is a predicted model, not a curated record. Gene Ontology annotation, biological process: fatty acid metabolic process; acyl-CoA metabolic process. The coding region runs from base 178 to 1590 and encodes 470 amino acids.